This is a messenger RNA of Vitis riparia (riverbank grape), 1214 nucleotides long. RefSeq lists its product as uncharacterized. Bases 136 to 960 code for a protein of 274 amino acids. The record is from RefSeq and is a predicted model, not a curated record. The transcript has 6 exons. Gene Ontology annotation, molecular function: protein binding; iron ion binding. Lineage: Eukaryota; Viridiplantae; Streptophyta; Magnoliopsida; Vitales; Vitaceae.
AAUCCACUAAAAGGUUAUCUGAUUGAUCACUCCUGUCCACACAAAAAAAAAACCCUCCAACUGCCAACCAGUAACUGACACAACCCCCUUCUUCUUCUUCCUCUCCCUGAGUUCAGAAUUGGUGGCCAUUCCAAAAUGUCAUCAGCUGUGGUUGCAGGAACUUCAUCUUCUUGCUCUGCUGCAUUCACCAGGACCCACUCCAUCAAACCCUCUUCGACCCCACCUCCAAAGCCACUCACACCUUCACAAUCCCAGAAAACCACUUUCCAGGGGCUCUCUCUUCAAGAUGCCAAAAGGGGUUUCUCCAAUUCCGUGUUGGCUGCUGACAGUAGGAGCAGUUUUGCCUCUGUGAGAAGGGGUCUUGAGAUCACUGCAAGAACUGCUGGGGCUGCUAAGAACAUUGAGGUUGAGGUUGACAAGCCACUGGGCCUCACCUUGGGCCAAAAGUCUGGUGGUGGAGUGGUUAUCACCGCAGUGGAAGGGGGUGGCAAUGCAGCAAAAGCUGGACUCAAGGCAGGGGACCAAGUACUCUACACCAGCAGCUUCUUUGGGGAUGAACUUUGGCCUGCGGAUAAGCUGGGGUUUACCAAAACUGCCAUCCAAGCAAAGCCAGACUCUGUCUACUUUGUUGUUAGCAGAGGUGCAGAGGUAGAUGUAAAAAGACUGCCAAAACGACCAGCUCCUCCCCGUUUUGGAAGGAAGCUGACUGAAGCACAGAAGGCUAGAGCAACUCACAUAUGUCUUGACUGUGGAUUCAUAUACACCUUAACAAAACCUUUUGAAGAGCAGUCCGACGCUUAUGUAUGCCCACAAUGCUCAGCACCAAAGAAGAGAUUCACACGAUAUGAUGUGGUAACUGGAAAACCGAUCGGUGGAGGCUUGCCUCCCAUAGGGGUCAUCAUAGGGCUUCUGGCUGGUGUUGGAGCAGUUGGAGCAUUGCUGGUUUAUGGUCUUCAAUGAGGCAGUUUCCUCUCAUCCAUCACCCUCAAAUUCUGGUCAUUUAGCCUAAUCUGUUCAGAUUUAUACCUCAUAUUUUUUUUUUUUUUUUUUUUUUGGGUAUUUCAAGAGUUGAAGUAAUGGGAGUUCUUCAAAUGUUGUGAAAUGAACUUUAAACUAGAGGCUAUGCACAUGAAAUUUGCAUAAUUCUUUAGGGUUUUUGCUUGCCAUGUCAAUCAUUUCAUCAAUGAAUCUCCGUAUGUUCAAGUUUUCAAGCA